This is a messenger RNA of Miscanthus lutarioriparius, 930 nucleotides long. The record is from the annotation of a GenBank genome assembly. NCBI's taxonomy places the organism in Eukaryota, Viridiplantae, Streptophyta, Magnoliopsida, Poales, Poaceae.
AUGGACGCGCUGUGGAAGCAGGGUUCGUCGUGUGACUGGCCGGCGGCGACGGUGAUCAUCAGCGACGACGACGACGCGGCGGCGGCGGAGCUGCUGCGGCGGGGGCCGUGGACGGUGGACGAGGACGCGCUCCUGGCGGGCUACGUGGCCGCGCACGGCGAGGGCAGGUGGAACGAGCUGGCGCGCGCCGCGGGGCUCCGGCGCACGGGCAAGAGCUGCCGCCUCCGCUGGCUCAACUACCUCCGCCCCGGCGUGCGCCGCGGGGACUUCACCCCGCGGGAGCAGCUGCUCAUCCUCGACCUCCACUCCCGCUGGGGCAACCGCUGGUCCAAGAUCGCGGCGCACCUGCCGGGCCGCACCGACAACGAGGUCAAGAACUACUGGCGGACGCGGGUGCAGAAGCACGCCAAGCAGCUGGGAUGCGACGUCGGCAGCCACCGGUUCCACGACGCCAUGAGGAACCUCUGGAUGCCGCGCCUGCUCGAGAGGAUCCACGCCGACGACUCAGCCGCCGCCGUCGCCGCCGCUGCCGCUGCCGAUAACGUCUCUCACUACUACUCGGCCGCGAGCCCGUCGCACGAGCUGUUGUCGUCCCAACCGGCGUACGGAAACGCUGCACCCAUGGGCAACUGCGCGCGCGCACUGUCCCCGGACGCGUCGAGUGUCACCGGUUCGUCGUGGUCGUCACGGGAGGCGUCGCCACCGUCUCAGUUCCAAUCGAGCAGCUGUUCGACCAUGGCGGGAUGCUCUACUUCUACCGAACAAUGCCAGAACAACGGAUGCUCCAGCGCCACGAGCGUCGACAUGUUCGACAAGAGCUGGUCGGAGCUUCUAGCUCGCGCCAACCAUGACGACACGGAAUUCGGAUUGGGAGAAACUGGAGAUAACUGGUGGAGUUUGGAGGAUAUCUGGGAAGAACCGCUUUACUGA